This is a messenger RNA of Ficedula albicollis (Collared flycatcher), 2177 nucleotides long. It is a transcript of the gene DCLRE1C, whose product is annotated as DNA cross-link repair 1C. The coding region runs from base 1 to 2145 and encodes 714 amino acids. The record is from RefSeq and is a predicted model, not a curated record. Gene Ontology annotation, molecular function: 5'-3' DNA exonuclease activity; damaged DNA binding. The transcript has 14 exons. Gene Ontology annotation, biological process: protection from non-homologous end joining at telomere; interstrand cross-link repair; double-strand break repair via nonhomologous end joining. Lineage: Eukaryota; Metazoa; Chordata; Aves; Passeriformes; Muscicapidae.
AUGAGCCGGUUCGGGGGCCGCACGCGCGAGUACCCGGCCGCGUCCAUCGACCGCUUCGACCGCGACAACCUGCGCGCGCGCGCCUUCUUCCUGUCGCACUGCCACAAGGAUCACAUGAAGGGGCUGCGGGCCACCGCCCUGAAGAGGAGGCUGGAGGGCAGCUUGAAAGUUAAACUAUACUGCUCGCCAGUAACUAAGGAAUUGUUGUUGACUAACUGGAAAUACAAGUUUUGGGAGAAUCAUAUUGUUGCAUUGGAAGUUGAAACUCCAACUCAGAUUUCUUUAGAAGAUGAAACAUCUGGUGAGAAAGAAGAUGUAGUGGUGACACUUCUGCCAGCUGGUCACUGUCCAGGUUCAGUCAUGUUUCUGUUUGAAGGUGAGAAUGGCACUGUUUUGUACACAGGGGAUUUCAGGCUUGCAAAAGGAGAAGCAGCCAGAAUGGAGCUUUUGCAUUCAGGGACCAGGGUAAAAGACAUCCAGAGUGUGUAUUUGGACACUACUUUUUGUGACCCCAAAUUUUAUCACAUACCAAGCCGGGAGGAAUGUUUAAAUGGGAUCUUGGAGUUAGUACGGAGCUGGACCUCACUGUCUCGUAAUCAUGUUGUAUGGCUGAACUGCAAAGCUGCUUAUGGAUAUGAGUAUUUAUUCAUAAACCUCAGUGAGGAACUCGGAAUCAAGGUGCACAUGAACAAACUUGAUAUGUUCAGGAACAUGCCAGAAAUCCUGUGCCAUGUUACCACGGACCAGCACACGCAGAUUCACGCCUGUCGACAUCCUCGGGAUGAUGACAGCUUCCGAGGGAACAGACUGCCCUGUGGCAUCACUUGCCUCAAUGGAGCUCCCCUACACAUAAUCAGCAUCAAACCCUCCACAAUGUGGUUUGGGGAAAGGAGAAAGAAAACUAGUGUAAUAGUGAGGACUGGGGAGAGAACGUACAGAGCUUGUUUCUCUUUCCACUCUUCAUACAGUGAGAUCAAGGAUUUCCUGAGCUAUAUCUGUCCUGUGAAUGUGUAUCCCAGUGUACUGCCAGUGGGUGGGACAGAGGACAAAGUUAUGGAAAUAUUAAAGCCAUUAUGCAGGUCAUACAGGAGAGUCAUGGAACCCAGGUACAAGCCCUUAGGAACACUGAAGAGAGCCCACAAGAGAGAAUUAUCUGAUACAGAUGAAGAUGAUCUCUUUGAUUCAGAAUUAAUUUCUUCAAGGCCUAAGAUUCCAAAACAGCAGAGAGGGGAGAGCAUGCCCUCCAGCACAGGACAGUCUGAAAAUUCCGAAGGAAACAUUAAUGAGAGCACAGAAACUUACAAAGGGACCACAACUUACAUGUCUCUCAAAGUGGACUUUGUGGAUUGUGAGGAAUCAAAUGAUGAUGACGAUGAAGAUGAUGAAGAAGAAUCUGAAAAAACUACAGUUCAAUUUCUUUCCCAUGAACCAGAUGCCACUUCCACAGCCAAUUUCAAUGGAGUAACUAGUGACCAGCAGGAGUCCAAUGCCAAUGUCCCUUGCUGGGAUGAAUUUUUUACGGGUAAUAAGCUAGAAGAAAGCUCUGAAAAUGAGGACAACAUUCCAUCUUCAGCAGAUGCUGGUGGGUCCCAGUCACUCUUCAGUGAUUCAGAUGGAGUAAGUGACUCAACACACAUCUCCUCCCAAAAUUCCUCUCAGUCAACACACAUAUCAGAGCAGGGGAGCCAGGGCUGGGAUAGCCAAAUGGACACCGUGCUCAUCACCUCCCAGGAGAGAAGUGCCCUGGACCUCAGCAGAGGUGGGAGCAGAGCAGUGGUUCCUGUGCUGCAGGAGAGUCCCAGGGACACUCAGCUGGACAGCAGCAGGGACAAGUCACCAGGUCAGAACAGACCUUGUACCCAUGAUGGUGCCUGUGGCUUGAAAAGCAAAGGCUGUGAGAAAGCUGCAGAAGAGAGCACUGCCCACAUUCAGGAUGUGCUGGUGGAAAUAAGUGACAGCUCCAGGACUCCUGAUCUGGAGCUGAGGAGGGACUCCCAGAGCUCCUCUGACUUUGAAAUUCCCUUGACCCCUGAUGCUGAAGCACCUCAGCCAGAUAAGCUGCAUCAUUUAUACAAGAAGCUUGCAGCAGGUGAAAACAUAAUUAACGAGAAAAAAAAUAUCCCGAGAACAGGUAUAACUGAUUAAUAUCAGUGGCAAUACCCAGCAUGUCUAUUAAU